ACUGAGAUAAGCAAUCUAAUCUUCAAACCCAUUGCUCGCUUUUUUCUCCAUCUCUCAUCCAUUUUUCUGGAAGGAAUACCAAACAACAAUGGCGCUCACUCUCUCAAACACCUUCCUCCAAAAAAAUGUCGCUCCUCCAGCAUUCUCCCUCAAGAAAGUGGGAAUUGGGAGCGAUCAGAUGCGGGUGAGCUGCAGGAAGAAGGACAUACACCCUCAGUUCUACGAUGAUGCUAAGGUUUACUGUAAUGGAGAGCACGUGAUGACUACAGGUGGCACGAAGAAGGAGUACACAGUUGAUGUUUGGUCAGGUAAUCACCCAUUUUACCAAGGUAGUCGUUCAGCACUUCUUCUUGAUGCUGACCAAGUAGAAAAAUUCAGGAAGAAGUUUAGUGGGUUAUCACAGAUUAUGACAAUUCCUACUCUCAAAGGAGAGAUUAUUCUUCCACCUAAGAAGAAGAAAGCUACCAAGAAGAAGUAGAGACUAUUGUGUUUUAUAUUGUAUUUUCCCUUACUUCGUUGAUAAAUGGGGAGAUUAACUGAAAUUAUUAGGGGUUGUUUGUGUAUUUGUGUUUGUUUCGAUGGAUUGAACUGUGAACUCGUUCUAUGAAUUGAAAUGAAUUAUAAAACUUGAGUCUUUGUUCUUCAA
Molecule: messenger RNA, 646 nt
Organism: Lycium barbarum (goji berry)
Lineage: Eukaryota; Viridiplantae; Streptophyta; Magnoliopsida; Solanales; Solanaceae
Product: large ribosomal subunit protein bL31c
Exons: 3
Coding region: 89-478 (129 amino acids)
Biological process (GO): translation
Cellular component (GO): ribosome
Molecular function (GO): structural constituent of ribosome
Source: RefSeq, a predicted model, not a curated record